AUGGCACAGUCUACAGCGACGCUCUCUGCCGUCUCGUUUGAAUACGCGUCUGUCAAGCAACCAUCCCACUGUCCACUUGGAAUCUACGUAAAGCCGUCGUCGUCCAAUCUACUUGUCUGGGACGGCGUCUUUUUCGUUCACAAGGGAUAUUACAGCGGCGCUGUCCUCAAGUUUCGCCUCUCCUUUCCGUCAAACUAUCCAGAACGCGCUCCUCAGAUCCACUUUAUCACAGACGUCUUCCAUCCAUUGGUCUCACAGCGCGAUGGCAGCUUUACUUUGACACCCCGAAUACCGACAUGGAGACCCAAGCAGCACCACGUCUUUGAUGUGCUAUUCUGGCUCAAAUCCGCGUUCAAAAAGCAUGCACUAGAUCAACUAAAGGAAAAGGACUGUUUGAACAAGGAGGCAUUCCGAUAUCGAGAAUCGAUUUCGUCGUUUGCUCAGCUCGCAAGUCAAUCUGCAUUACUAUCUCAGUCUGACCACGCGUUGUACGACCAAGAUUAUCCCUCUAUGACUGGAAAGCGUCAUCAUGCCUUUCAGUUUCGGGAGACAAAGCCAGACACCCUCAAAGCCUUGCGAGAACAACUAGGUUUACAGGAAUGGGCAGUUCAAACAGCGACAGAGGAUCCUCCGUCGACUAGCUGA
This is a messenger RNA of Serendipita indica DSM 11827, 645 nucleotides long. NCBI's taxonomy places the organism in Eukaryota, Fungi, Basidiomycota, Agaricomycetes, Sebacinales, Serendipitaceae. The record is from the annotation of a GenBank genome assembly.